UUCCUGCCCAAAUAGAAACCAUUAUAAUUUGUGUUAACAUGAAAUAUUUUUCUCUCUUUUUACAAUCAGACUAUCAUCAUGGGGAGAAUCUGUGCUGUUAUUGGGUGCUCGAACAGUACAUUCAAGCUUGAUAAAUGGUAUUUACAAUUGUGUGACAGACAUGGCCUGAAAUAUGGGGCCUGCGUAUGCACACCACCUUUUGUACCAUUCCCUUUUCCUUUGCAAAAUAAAGAUGCAGACGGCCGUCGACGAUGGAUAAAGGCGAUAAAUCGAAAACGUCCAAAUGGCAAAAACUGGGAACCAACGUAUGGAGAUAGGGUUUGCUCAUAUCACUUUCGAGAUGGACAACCUAGUGCAGCGUGGCCAGACCCAACAAUGAAUCUGGGAUACAGCUCAGCACACCAGUCUUCACAUAAAUCUCCUCGUCUGCCUCCAAGAGAAAGACCUCAGUGCCCAGAAAAGAAGAAAUCAACAAGUAAACGGAAGAGAAAGAAUGUCGACUUGACAGGAGAUCCUGACUCACAUGAAACCUCUACAGCUGAGGAGCACCUAGAAGUUAGUGAGACAGCUUCAAGUAAAGAAAAGAGGAAAUCAACAUGUAAACGGAAGAGAAAGGAUGUCGACUUGACAGGAGAUCCUGACUUUCAUGGAUCCUCUACUCUUGAUGAGCACCAAGAAAUUGAUGAGACAGCUUCAAGUAAUAAGGAGAAAAGAUCUGAUCAUAUUGUUGGUGCACAUCUCACUGAUCAUAUGGGCUACAUUGUGAUAAAAUAUUAUGUACCUGCCUUGGAUGUGUUGCAAAGCAAAAACAAAUUGAAGAUCUACAACAGAGGAAUAGUCAUUUACAGGCAAAGCUGAAAGCUACAAAGAAACAGCAUGGCAAGAAAGGUGAUUUUGAUAUGACUACUGUUGUCACGAGAACUGAUAAAACUGUCAGAUUGUACACUGGAUUUGAAUCCAAAAAGUCACGAGUAAUAUGUCCUUUCCUUUUAUUCGUCUGAUGAAAGGGACAUAAUGUUUCUGGUGAUUUGUUGAACUAUUUGAUUGGAGCCAAGGAGCCCUAUGUCUAUAUUAAUAAAGAGAAGCAAACAUAGGCUGUGCAGGAAUACAGUAAUUGUGCUAGUCAAAUGCACGGGUAUGAACUGGUUAGUGAUUAUUUCUGUCUUGAGGCUAGCUUAACUUGAUACAUUUAUUAGAAUUUCAUAUAUUGACUGUACCUCUUUAUAUCUUGUAUCAGGGCUGAACAUUUAUGAAAUAAAUAAAACAUGGACAUGUGAAAUUGACUAACUACAUGUAUGUAUGUGGGGUUCCAAAGUAUUACACAUUUACUGUUUUUCUAUACACAUUUACAGGUGUAUUUUCUUGGGCUAUAGGAAUACAUUUUUGUUUAAAUAAUUGAAGUGUGCUAUUUACCAAAGUAUUGUAUGUUUUGUGUGUGCUUAUAUUUUUAUCAAGACAAAAAAUAGGAUUUUUGUAUCCUUAUGCAAUAAUAAAGCAGCUAACUACAUAUGAUAUGCAGCUCAAAGAGAUAUCUUGAUCAUGAGAAUAGUUACAUUUCUCAUCUUAUAUUUCUGUUGUAAAUAGUGACAGAGAGAGGUUUUCUUCUCCAAGCGAAAUCAGAUUUUCUGCAACGGGGCCCAGAAGUGAUUACUGUUCUUUUACUACUAUAAGUUCCAAUCGAUUUGCAUUCUAGUAUUCUUGUAUGUCCUGUAGAGUAUUAUUAAUUUAGUUUUUGUACAAUAUAUUUGCUGUCCCCAAAUUAUUUGGUGGAAUUGAUGGAAUAAAUGAAGAUAACAUUUUCAGUAGUCAUCUUCAUUUAUAAGAAUAAAUUGGUGUUGAUUCCCUGA
Molecule: messenger RNA, 1847 nt
Organism: Strongylocentrotus purpuratus (purple sea urchin)
Lineage: Eukaryota; Metazoa; Echinodermata; Echinoidea; Camarodonta; Strongylocentrotidae
Exons: 1
Coding region: 79-858 (259 amino acids)
Source: RefSeq, a predicted model, not a curated record